Lycium barbarum (goji berry) is the source of this 2630-nucleotide messenger RNA. Its product is annotated as mediator of RNA polymerase II transcription subunit 19a-like. Gene Ontology annotation, molecular function: transcription factor binding; transcription coregulator activity. NCBI's taxonomy places the organism in Eukaryota, Viridiplantae, Streptophyta, Magnoliopsida, Solanales, Solanaceae. The record is from RefSeq and is a predicted model, not a curated record. Gene Ontology annotation, biological process: positive regulation of transcription by RNA polymerase II. The transcript is spliced from 9 exons. The coding region runs from base 338 to 997 and encodes 219 amino acids. Gene Ontology annotation, cellular component: mediator complex.
UAAAAUAUACAUACAACGACAUAAACGAUUAGUAUUAGUAUAAUAAUAAGUUGACUGUAGUGGUAUAUCAUAUAACAAGCAAAAGCAAGAAGUCGAUUUUCUUCUUUCCUUGAGCCAAUCGUCAUUCAACUAUGCCAAACAGGAAUUAGGGUUUAUUUCAGUUCAAAUAUUAUAAUCGAAGACGAAGCCUUGUGGUCAAUUUGCUAAACCCUAAUUCCUAAGUUGAAUUCCUUUUUCGUAUUUGAUUGGUGUUAUUUAUUGGAUUCCAAAAUUAAAUUAUUGGAUCUCUCUGUUUCAGCGAGAGAUAAUGCUGUGCUCACGUACUUGUUGCUAAUUAAUGGAUCCUGAUAGCAAGAGUUUUGGAAGAGGGCCCAGAGAACUUACAGGUGCUGUGGAUCUUAUUAAUCACUUCAAAUUGUUGCCUCAUCACGAGUUCUUCUGCAAGAGGCCACUUCCAUUGUCUAUUUCAGAUACCCACUAUCUUCACAAUGUGGUGGGGGACACAGAAAUUAGGAAAGGAGAAGGGAUGCAGUUGGAUCAGCUUAUACAGGAUACUUCCUUGUCAAGAGAGACGAGUUCCCGCAUCCAGCCAUUUGACUUAGAUGUUCUUGGAGAAGCUUUUCAACUACGUGAAGCGGCUCCAGUUGAUCUGCCUCCUUCUGAGAAAGGCAUCCCUACCGUAGCUGGAAAAUCCAAAAGUGAGUCAAAAGACAAGGAGAAGAAGCAUAAAAAGCACAAAGAUAAGGACAGGGAGAAGGACAAAGAGCAUAAAAAGCACAAACAUCGUCAUAAAGAUCGAAGUAAAGACAAGGAUAAAGAUAAAAAGAGAGAUAAAAGUGGUCAUCAUGAUUCUGGUGCCGAUCAUUUGAAGAAACAUCACGAGAAGAAAAGGAAGCAUGAUGGAGAGGAGGAACUUAAUGAUGUUCACAAACACAAGAGAAGCAAGCACAAGAGCUCAAAGAUUGAUGAGAUUGGUGCAAUAAAGGUAGCAGGCUGAAAUAUGCGUGGGGUUCUAUCGUUUGUUUAUCCUCAGACUUUGCAAUUGAGAAUUUGGAGGGAUCCUUUACUUAGUAUUAUGAAAAAUCAGAGGUACAGAAGUUAAUGUCCUGCUAUAUCCCAUUAAUUGAAGAACUUUAUUGGCAUGCCCUAUUGCUUCAAUCUAUAUAUUUCACACGGGCAAGAUUGUUCCAUUGAGCUCACAGCUUGGUCAGAUGGCACCAGGAUUUUGUGCAUAGAUGUUUCUUUGUGUUAGUGAAACUUUGUUUUCCUUUUUCGAAAUUACCAAGUCAAAUAACAGACACAUUCAACUAUCUUUACUGUGUUAAAGGAGCAGCAUAUGAAGAAACAGGUAUACUUUCUGUGCUUUAGUUGGGUAUCUAAUUAGUAUUUCUCCUUCUAAAAAGCCAGAUAAAUUAUUUCUAGUAUUUAUAUCUAGAUACAUGUUUCUGUUGUAAAUGCUAAUAAGUAGAUCGUCUCACCAGAUUAAAUCUUAAAAACAUCAGGAGGUCCAAAUAUGGUUGUGAAAAGAGAAAUAUCAGGCAAGUUGUGGUGCAAACUCAACAUGCAUAUUAUCCCAAUGCCUGAUUCUAUAUCAAGAUGAGUGUAAAAUGAUCAAAUUUGUGUACCUUGCCCUACAUGUACACUGGAGAAUAAAAGGUGAAAGUUUCCAAAGGCUGGUUUGUACUCCCUUAAGUGCAAACAGAGGUAGUCCUUUGACUGUUAAUCUAAAAAUCAAAUGCCAGCUAAGGAAAAGAAAAGAUGGAAUUGGAUGAUGUCCCUGAAGGGACUCCAAAAUGCACAUUUCGGAUUAAGAAAAGCAGCUACCUGUUCAGUCUCUGGAAUUUUGUAUAUAAGGUGUAGAAAGGUUAAACAAGACAGUUUGGAGAGUGCUCCUACAUUUGAAUAUUAAUUGGUUGGAUUUGAUAAAGCGGCUUCCUGUUCAGUCUCUGCACCAUUCUGAAUUUUCACCUUUUAACAGGUAUCCAUACUUUGAACUGGUAUCUAUAAUGAACAUCUGUUUGGGGACUCUUUCAUACCUGCUAACUCCUAGGAUGAGAAGUAGGUCCUUUGUUUUUGGCUGGAAGAGUUCUAGCCUUUAUGUGACCCUAAUGAAUUUCGUUUGGACAUACUAAAGAUUGCCAAGAAGGUGUAUUCACUUGAAGUAUAUUUUAGUGCAUUGUACAACUGCUGAAAAAGCACUUCUUUGGGUUAUAUAAAAAGAACUUCCUAGUUGGCAACUUGGCAUUGAAACUGAAAACCUUGAUCCUUUCAUUCAGCUUUAGUGACUUAGUGUGUUGUGGUCAUUUGUGUGCUUCUCUUCUUUCAACGACUCUAAUCUUGGUCGAGCUUAGUGUUAAGCAGCAGCUUUGUGUAACAACAAGAGAAGGUUUGAUAUGAGUGCUGGAGUGGUCUUUUAUGAUUUGUCCUUUCCAUUGAGCUUGAAGAUAAUCCCCUCAUCAGCGCUCAAAAACAUCCGAGGGGAAGAUGCUUAAAAGGAUGUCUAUAUGUGUCACGCUAGGAAUUCUGCUCGUCGUGGCUAGAUAUUGUUGUUGUAUAUACUAGGCUAGAAUGAGAUCAAAUAAUCAUUUGACAUGAAAUCAUGGUAAUAUAUGUACACAUGUUUUGCUGAA